CUUUAACACGACAUCAACACAUGUGCACUGUCUGUUCACUCCGACUUCUUACCACUUUGCCGGUUCAAUUCAAUCACAUCCAUCUCUUACAAUAUUAGAGUAUAAAUCUUAUACACUCUAAUCCAACUCGUAUCUUUCAUUUUACCCCCACAUCUAGUCAUACCUGCCCAAUGAAACUGCAAGACAUCUCCCUCACCCUCCCCCACAAACCCUCAGCCAGGCUGCGCAUUUCAGCCCUCUUCCCUGGGACAUCCAUGUCCACCUCGAAUUUUGCAGACUCCUUACCAGACAUCACAGCAGCUUUACCACCCUCAUCAACCCUCCUCGUCUUCCUCAACGGCCUCAUCCUCCCCCGCUCUUCGUGGUUUGAGGCCAUCUCCCGCUUCUUGCGCAUCCGCGACAAGCAGCGACGACGGUCUUCCACUUCGUCAUCUUAUUCUUUUUCUUCCUCCUCCUCCUCCUCCAAUACUGGAUCCAAAACCGGUGCUGUGCCUGAAAAGAACGGGAGUCAUGGCAACACAUGCAUGUCUGCGACGGCGGCGGCAGGAGAUAGUGCAUAUGAAAAUGGGAUACAUGUACCCGAAAUCAUGAAAAUCCCCAACAUCCUCACCUACGACCGCUUCGGCCAAGGCGCCUCCGAUCCCGAUCCAAGUGAUCCCGAUCCGGCCGUGGACGACACGCCCUAUGGACAUACCCCCGAGGACGUGGUGGAUGAUUUGCACCAGAUGCUGCUCCUCGUCUCUCGCCAGUUCCUGGCUCGGGACCUGAAGGAGCUAGACGUGGUGAUAGUGGCGAACAGCAUUGGCUGCCCCCUCGCGCGGCUCUACAACGGUCGCUACUUCCCUGACGUGCGGGUAGUCGGGUAUCUCUUUCUUGAUUCGAUGAUGGCUAAUUCGGACUUUGUUUCCGUGUUUCCCGAUCCGGACGCGCCUGGGUUUGAUCCUGCAAAGGAUUUGAGAGAAGGGGUAGAUGAAGAGGCGCUGAGGUGGACAAGAAAGCAGUUUAGAGAGAAGUUCCAUCCGAGUGUGGGAAAUCCGGAGAGGUUGGAUCGGAGGGGGUUGAGGGGUCUACUUCCGUUCUCUGACAAGCCGAGGCUUAGAUUGCCUGUGGAUGGGCAGGACCAAGGCACAACGAGGGAAGGGGCGAGGAAACGGAUUGGAAUACCAAGGGUAAUAGUCAUUGGUCAUGAUUGGGACGUCUUUGCAGAGCAUAACGAAAAGGGCCCAAUGUCCAUCCCCAAAGCUGUCAUCAACGGGUACAUGAACCCGGCCUGGCAGCGGUACAACGAGGGGUUGACCCGUCUGGCGGCGGUUGAUAGUGAGAAUGUGGUGCCAGUCAAGAUUGCCAAGGGCUGUGGGCAUUUCAUCCAAAAGGACGAUCCAGAGAUGGUGGCGAGGGAGGUGGAUUUGUUGCUGAGGCGUCUUGGGCUAUAGCGGUGGUUGUGGUUGAUGUCUCGGAUGGAGUUUGGAUGGGAUUUUGGGUCGGGUUUCAAAACUACCCGGCCGAAAUGCAUGUUUGGUGUAUACCUCAAGAAACACCCACCGCAUCUCUUCCCGCGCCUCCAUGUCCCCAACUCCUUGACAGAAGCGGGCAUUUCAAAAUGGCCAAUCCAUAACCGUCCUCUCCUCAUUCCUCCUCGUCACCUGCACCUCAUCGCCCACGCUGAUCCG
This is a messenger RNA of Neurospora crassa OR74A, 1670 nucleotides long. RefSeq lists its product as hypothetical. The coding region runs from base 171 to 1433 and encodes 420 amino acids. NCBI's taxonomy places the organism in Eukaryota, Fungi, Ascomycota, Sordariomycetes, Sordariales, Sordariaceae. The record is from RefSeq and is a predicted model, not a curated record. The transcript has 2 exons.